Messenger RNA from Grosmannia clavigera kw1407, 1563 nucleotides. RefSeq names its product crotonase. Gene Ontology annotation, molecular function: 3-hydroxyisobutyryl-CoA hydrolase activity. The record is from RefSeq and is a predicted model, not a curated record. Gene Ontology annotation, cellular component: mitochondrion. Gene Ontology annotation, biological process: L-valine catabolic process. Bases 1 to 1563 code for a protein of 520 amino acids. Lineage: Eukaryota; Fungi; Ascomycota; Sordariomycetes; Ophiostomatales; Ophiostomataceae. The transcript has a single exon.
AUGUUCUUCUGCACGCUCCUCUCCCGGACUGGGUUUCCGGUAGCAGCGGCAACAGCAGCAGCAAGAAGUGCAGCACGGCAGCCGAUCAAAAUGCCGCUCCGGGCCAAGAUGCAGGUGCCGGCACAAGCGAUGUCGAUGUCGACGGGGCCAUCGGGCGACCGGUGGAAGGCGCAGCCAGGCGACGAGGCGGAGGACGUUCUAUUCAACAGCCUGUACGGUCUGCGGACGAUUGAGCUGAACCGGCCGCGCAAGUUCAACUCGCUAAACGGGUCGAUGAUCCGCAAGAUCGUGCCGCGGCUGCUCGAGUGGGAGCGGUCCGACAUGGCGAACGUGGUAGUUCUCAAAGGAGCAGGCGACAAGGCGCUGUGUGCGGGCGGCGACGUGGCCGCGCUCGCGGCGGCAAACCGGGGAGGGCCUGCGGGCCAGCAGUGGUCGGCGGACUACUUUGCGCAGGAUUACCAGCUGGACCACCUGAUCGCGACGUACGCGAAGCCGUAUGUGGCCCUGAUGGACGGCAUCACGAUGGGCGGUGGCGUGGGACUGAGCGUGCAUGCGCCGCUGCGAGUGGCGACGGAGCGGACAGUCUUUGCGAUGCCGGAGACGAACAUUGGCUUCUUCCCGGACGUUGGCGCCUCUUUUUUCCUGCCACGCAUGCCAGGAGCCGUGGGCACAUACCUGGCCCUGACGAGUGAGCGGCUCGUCGGCGCCGACGUGCUCUAUGCCGGUCUCGCGACACACUACCUGCACUCGACCAGCCUGCCGGCGCUGGAGGCCCGUCUGGCCGAGCUGCGCUUCCGCGACUACGACGACAAUGACGCCCGGCUGGACGCCAUCAGCGCCGCCAUCGAGGAGCUCGCCACCGGUCUGCCCCACGACCGCCCGCCACUGCUGGCCGGCGAGCUGCGCCGUGCCAUCGACCGCUGCUUCGGCCUCGACAGCGUCAACGCCAUCGUCGCCGCUCUGCAGGCCGAGACCGUCCGGACUGACAGCGCCGGCAGCAGUGACGCCGUCCGCGCCUGGGCCACCCGCUCGCUCGAGACGCUCGCCCAUCGCUCGCCCACUGCCGUCCACGUCACACUCCGCCAGAUGCGCGUCGGUGGCGCCUGGUCCAUCGCCGAGACGUUCCGCCGCGAACACCAGAUCGCCUCCCGGUUCAUGCGCCAUCCCGACUUCGUCGAGGGCGUCGAGGCCCUGCUCGUUCGCAAAGACGGAUCCCGCCCCCAAUGGCAGCCCAACACCCUCGCCGUCGUCUCCGACGCCGACAACAUCACCGAACCCUUCUUCGCUCCUCCGUCCGCAGCCGACAACUACACUCCUCUGCCGCUCCUCAACGACCGCGACUUCCGCGACUACCCCCAUCGCCGCCUCGGGCUCCCAUCCGAAGCCGACGUCGAGACCCUCGCUCGCGACGGCUCUCUCUCCCCUCGCGAAAUCGUCAACUACCUCGUCGGCCGGUCGCGCGCCAAACAGGGCGUCAAGGAGGUCGUCGAGGAGAUCGUCGCCCGCAAGACCACCAAGAACGCCAACGGCAAGGCCGCGUGGAUCUACGAGGACGAGCAGUAG